AUGUUUAACACUUGGGCCAUCACUUUACCCAAAACCGAGGAUAUUCUUCACAAGAAGCUGAAGAUGAACCCGUAUCAUCCCUUCACCUGCAAUCAGCCUAAUGUCUUCGUGAUGAGCUAUGUUCACGCGGAUUUGUGGAAAGGGCUGAUUCUCUUCCUCAUCGUUAUUGUCGGAUUCAUUUUAUACCGAGUGCACCUCACCCAGGACCACCAACAGUUUUCUGGGUUCUUCAUCUUGCUGCUCAUCCUGGCUUUGUGGAUGAUCUUCUCCUCCAUUGGCAAACGAUACUUGGUGUUGGAUAUGAACAUGGGGAUGUACAAGUUUUACAUCUCUGGCCACUUACAUUUCCAGGGCCCACUGUAUAAUAUCUACAUCCGGCUCAAAGCCCAGAAGAAUGGCUACGGGGAGCUCCUGUACAAACUGAUCCUCAAUGGUGAAAAUAUCGAGCACCAAGACCUGACUGGCAUUCGCUUCUCAGAGGCACCUGAGAAGCUGGAGAGGCUGGGAAAGCGAAUGGCGAGCAAGCUGAAUUUAAAUUAUUUCGACCACCUCGACAAGUCUGACAAACACAUCAUAAGACAUAAGCCUCCCAUCUGGCUGCAGGACGACACCGCAAUAUCACAAUGCGAAUUCAGGUCAAUGUGUAAUUAA
Molecule: messenger RNA, 651 nt
Organism: Callorhinchus milii (elephant shark)
Lineage: Eukaryota; Metazoa; Chordata; Chondrichthyes; Chimaeriformes; Callorhinchidae
Product: transmembrane protein 249
Exons: 5
Coding region: 1-651 (216 amino acids)
Source: RefSeq, a predicted model, not a curated record